CUAUUCUUUAUGUAUCCUCUGUCCUCUGGUUGCCUGCUCAGUAUCUGGUUACUAUCAAGAAGCCCUUUCUUGUCCAAACUGAAGCUUUUCAAGGCCAGCAGCGGAUGUCCAGGGAGUUCAUGCAGGCCAGCCAGAUGAUUGGUGAUUGGGUAUAUCCAGGCCAGGCCUUAAUCUGGGCCAUUUGGAUCCUUGCAACAGUCAUCAGGGGACCCAUGGCUCAAAUGCCAGAGAGGGACACCAUGCUGGGACGUGUCCAGGGGAAGCAAGUCAAUGUGAUGGGAAACAACGUGGCUGUGAAUGUGUUCCUUGGGAUCCCUUAUGCUGCACCCCCUGUGGGGCCCCUGCGAUUUAAGGACCCUCAACCUCCAACUCCCUGGAAUGACUUGCGUCAAGCCACCACCUACCCUGAUGUGUGUUACCAGGACAAAGAGUGGAUGGCAUCACAUCAAGACCUUCUCAGGGUGCACUACCCCAAAUUUGGAAUGUCGGAAGACUGCCUGUACCUUAACAUCUACGCGCCAUCGCACGCCGAUAGGGGCUCCAAUCUCCCUGUCAUGGUGUGGUUUCCAGGUGGUGGCUUCCAGGGUGGCUCGGCCUCCAUCUUCGAUGGGUCUUCCCUGGCUGCCUAUGAGAAUGUGGUGAUUGUGAACAUUCAGUACCGCCUAGGAAUAUUUGGCUUCUUCAGCACACAUAACGAGUACGCCUCAGGGAACUGGGCCUUCAAAGAUCAGGUGGCUGCUCUAACCUGGAUCAAGGAAAACAUCGCCUUCUUUGGUGGGAACCCCAACUCUGUGACCAUCUUUGGAGAGUCAUCUGGAGCCAUAAGUGUUUCAAACCUUAUUCUGUCCCCCAAGGGCAAGGGCUUAUUCCACAGAGCCAUCAUGGAGAGUGGGGUGGCCAUCAUCCCACAGCUGAAGUCCCUGGAAGUUGAGAAGAAGGAGGAUCUUCAGAUUAUUGCAGAUGACUGUGGCUUCGAUAUAUCGAACUCCCAGGCCCUACUGAAUUGCCUCAGGUCAAAAACCGCCAAGGAGUUGCUGGUUCUCAGUCAGAAAGCAAGCUAUUUCACUCGAGUGGUUGAUGGUGUUUUCUUUUCUGAAGAUCCUAUACAAACACUGACUAAAAAAACAUUUAACCCAAUUCCUUGUAUCAUUGGAGUAAAUAACCAUGAAUGCGGUUUCCUUCUGCCCAUGGCGGACACUCCUGAGAUCUUCAAAGGCUACAACAAGACUCAGGCCAUUAACAUACUUCAGUCUUUCCUGCACAUCUCUUCCAAAUAUAUGCACAAUGUGACUCAAGAAUACUUCGCUGGCAAGGAGACCAUGACUGAAAUCCGAGAUAGUUUUCUGGACUUGCUUGGAGAUGUGUUCUUUAUGGUCCCUGGAAUAGUGACAGCUCGACAUCACAGAGAUGCUGGUUCUGCGGUAUACUUCUAUGAGUUUCAGCACCGGCCUCUGUGCUUUGAAAAAACCAAGCCAGCCUUCGUCAAAGCCGACCACACGGAUGAAAUCCGCUUUGUCUUCGGAGGUGCCUUUCUGAAGAGCGACAUCGUCAUGUUUGAUGAAGCUACCGAGGAGGAGAAGAGGCUGAGCAGGACAAUGAUGAGAUACUGGACUAACUUCGCUCGGACCGGGAACCCCAACGGGGAAGGUGUGCCCAACUGGCCGGUCUACGAUAAGCAGGAGCAGUACUUGGUACUGGAUGUGAACCUGAGGGUCGAACAGAAACUGAAGGAGUCAAAAGUGCAAUUUUGGACCCAGAAUCAAUCCAUGAUCAUGUCUCCGGGAGAUCUGAUCAGCCCUCAUUUCUCCUUAAUCUUCUUUUCUCUGCCAGUGGCUGUCUUUUUCUCUUUAACUCCUUAGAAGUCAUCUUUGUGUGAUUCUGAUUUUCCUCCUUCUCAGAUUCUUCCUCAAUCAUUAGCUUCUUUCUCAGAUUAUCUGCUCUCUGUGGAGAUCUUUGUGGAAUAAGCAACUUUAGCUGAUGUUUUAUGACUUGGGAAAGGUCCUUAUGAUAGUCUUUUCAACAUCACACAAUGCAAUUUGUCUUGGAUCUCUUCAAUAAGUCUGGAGAAGAGCCAUUAGUUGUUAUAAUAAUGAUCUUGUUACUCCUAUGAAAUAAACUUGGAAUGUGAAAUACA
This is a messenger RNA of Sciurus carolinensis (gray squirrel), 2134 nucleotides long. RefSeq names its product carboxylesterase 5A (gene Ces5a). The record is from RefSeq and is a predicted model, not a curated record. The transcript has 13 exons. The coding region runs from base 105 to 1859 and encodes 584 amino acids. NCBI's taxonomy places the organism in Eukaryota, Metazoa, Chordata, Mammalia, Rodentia, Sciuridae.